CGUACUAGGGCCCUCAGCGUCGCCAGGUUUCCGUCAGCAGCGGGAACGGCAAUCCCAGCGGUCCUCGGGGGUUGCGUCCGCGCCAGGGACUGGGCGGCUCUCAGGUCGCCGGCCUCCUCGUCAAGAGCGCGCUGCAGCGUGGGCGUUUCUUAGUUUUGCGUCCGGGACGGGCGCCUCGUGUCAGGGGAGAAUAGUCGUGGGAAGUGUUGGAGACGUGUCUCCUACCAGCCUGUGGGUGCACUGGGCGGGUCCCCGUCUCUGACCCGGCAGCUCCGCUUGUGCCUUGCUCCGUGCGGGGCCUCUCCGUGUGUCAGUCACUCAGUCCUUUCGAGGACCCCUCGUAGAGCUGGGACGGUGCCGGAGCGUGAAGGAGUUUGAGAAGCUGAAUCGUAUUGGGGAAGGCACCUAUGGCAUUGUAUGUGAGUGGCUACGGUGGCAGGCCUGGGACCCAGGGACUGUCCUGGCAGCAGCUGUGUCAGGGCUGGAAGGAGAGUGCAGAUCGGGCCCGGGAUACCCACACAGAUGAGAUUGUCGCCCUGAAGAAAGUGCGGAUGGACAAGGAAAAGGAUGGGGUCCCCAUCAGCAGUCUUCGAGAGAUCACACUGCUGCUUCGCCUCCGCCAUCCCAACAUUGUGGAGCUGAAGGAGGUGGUUGUGGGGAACCACCUGGAGAGCAUCUUCCUGGUGAUGGGCUACUGUGAGCAAGACCUGGCCAGCCUUCUGGAGAACAUGCCAACACCCUUCUCUGAGGCCCAGGUCAAGUGCAUCGUGCUGCAGGUGCUCCGGGGCCUCCAGUACCUGCACCGGAACUUCAUCAUCCACAGGGAUCUGAAGGUCUCUAACUUGCUCAUGACGGAUAAGGGCUGCGUGAAGACAGCGGAUUUUGGUCUGGCCCGGGCCUAUGGCAUCCCAGUGAAGCCAAUGACUCCCAAGGUGGUCACACUCUGGUACCGAGCCCCUGAACUGCUGCUGGGAACCACCACGCAGACCACCAGCAUCGACAUGUGCUCUGCCCCCAGCCUCCGCCCCAGCAGCUGGGGGACUGGUCCAGGCGGAGCCAAGGAGCUGAGAGGAGACCCCGCACUCCUCUGCAGGGCGGUGGGCUGCAUCCUGGCUGAACUGCUGGCCCAUAAGCCCCUUCUCCCCGGCACUUCUGAGAUCCACCAGGUGGACCUGAUCGUGCAGCUGCUGGGGACCCCCAGUGAGAACAUCUGGCCGGGCUUCUCUCAGCUGCCGCUGGCCAGCCAGUACAGCCUGCGGAAGCAGCCCUACAACAACCUGAAACAUAAGUUCCCGUGGCUCUCGGAGGCCGGCCUGCGCCUGAUGAACCUCCUCUUCAUGUACGACCCUAAGAAAAGGGCUACAGCCGGUGACUGCCUGGAGAGCUCCUACUUCAAGGAGAAGCCCCUGCCGUGCGAGCCGGAGCUCAUGCCCACCUUCCCCCACCACCGUAACAAGCGUGCCACCCCGGCCACAUCCUUGGGCACUGAGAGCCAGAGCCGGCGCUGCAGACCCUGAUGGGUGGAGGCACUCCAGCUGAGUAUGCCGCCUCCUGUGCCCCUGCCCACCUCUGCCCCGAGACAGCAGAGUGUGGACCUUGGGGGUGAUGCCAGUGGUACACUCUGAGGGCCCAGCCACCCAGAGGCCGGCCCACUGGACUGUGACGCCACGUUGUGGCUGGGCUGGGUCCCACCUGUGGCCAGGCUUCAGAUCCUCGGUUCCCAGGAGGAAAUCUGGCUGAGCCUGUCUUAAUGGGUGUUGCUGGCUUGGGACAAGCAGACCUCAGACCUCGUAUGGUCACUUUUGUCCCCAGUUGAUCCCCAGGAUCUGCCUGGAAUGGAGAGGCCAAGGUGACCCCCCUGGUGGGGCUGGGGGGACUCGGAGAGGGGAGGAGGGAUGGAGAUGUAGACUGAGUCUGAGCUGCUCUGAGACCCCUAGAGUGAGAACCUUGGGUUGUGCCCUGUGCCCACUCCCCACUUCUGAGGCCCAUGGAGAAUGGGGGUAGUCUGAGACAUAAAUGCUUUCCUCAGAUGGA
Messenger RNA from Capra hircus (goat), 2034 nucleotides. It is a transcript of the gene CDK10, whose product is annotated as cyclin dependent kinase 10. The transcript is spliced from 13 exons. The record is from RefSeq and is a predicted model, not a curated record. Gene Ontology annotation, molecular function: ATP binding; cyclin-dependent protein serine/threonine kinase activity. The coding region runs from base 408 to 1517 and encodes 369 amino acids. Gene Ontology annotation, biological process: protein phosphorylation; regulation of mitotic cell cycle. Gene Ontology annotation, cellular component: nucleus. NCBI's taxonomy places the organism in Eukaryota, Metazoa, Chordata, Mammalia, Artiodactyla, Bovidae.